AUGUUGUAUGAGCUCGUCGCAAUUGUUCGACCCGGCAACCUCGUUGAGGUCAAAGAAAUUGCCCGCACAGCUGGUUCCCUCAUACUCAGAUCCGGCGGUACCAUUCGCGGCAUACGCAACUGGGGAGUAUCUAGUCUACCAAAACGAACACGCAAACAUCAAGCACAAUACCAUGAAGGACAUUACUUUGUCAUGAGAUACGACGCCUCGAGCAAGACGCAAGAUAACGUACGGACAACUCUCGGAUUAGAUCCACGGAUGAUCAAGUUCAGUUCGGUGAAGUUGGGAGAUGGUACAUUGGAGAGUUUGAGUAAGAUUGGUUCGACUAUUCCUUGGACAAUGGAGGAACAUACAAAGGAGAAAUGA
Molecule: messenger RNA, 366 nt
Organism: Botrytis sinoallii
Lineage: Eukaryota; Fungi; Ascomycota; Leotiomycetes; Helotiales; Sclerotiniaceae
Exons: 3
Coding region: 1-366 (121 amino acids)
Biological process (GO): translation
Cellular component (GO): ribosome; mitochondrial small ribosomal subunit
Molecular function (GO): small ribosomal subunit rRNA binding; structural constituent of ribosome
Source: RefSeq, a predicted model, not a curated record